AUGGCAGCGAGCGCUUCUCCUCCCCCGAACCCCCGGCCCUCCAGCCCUCCCAAACGUGAGGGAGCAGGGGACCUGGACCGACCUUCCAACCGACCUUCCAACCUCGAGCGUGAAUCCUUCCGUGCAGACGCUGUGAUACACGUGCCGCCUCCUCUUCUCCUAGCCGUCCGCAACCUUGGAACUCUCUCGACUCUGGCCCCUCGACCUCCAGGUGAACCACCAGAGCGUUGUCUAUACCGAAGAACUAUACCACGGGAGCCGUACCAAGCAGCCCGAGAUCCCCGCGCCCUUACCGUGCUGCCGCCUCCCCCGCGUUACCCAACGCAGGCCGCAUACAAUGCCGCCGUCGCUGCUGGCCACGCGACUCCUCUGAUCGAGACCAACAACAUCUUGUCCAACCCCGAGGACUCCUUCCAGGCCGGCGAGGGCACCUACGUCCUCAAGGAGGACCUACAUCUGGCCACACCGCCGCCGCACCCCUCCGAGGCGCCCAUCCUGAACCCGAAUCCCUUGGCGACGCUCCCUCAACCCGCCACGGCCGGCACACGCAUAUCGCUGAUCACUCUCGACGACAAAGCGCCGCCCCCGGCGUUUUACCGCCUCACCUCGGCCACCACCCUCUCCGCAAGCAUCGCCGAGCACCCCGGCGAGGAUCGGUUAUCCCACGAUGCCAAGCUAAGCAGCGAUGGCGAGGGCCGAGGUACGUCCAUCAGCGACGGGCCGACGUCGUUGACGGCAGUCUCGGCGCCUGCGUUCGGGGAGGGCAACAGCCUGUUGGCACCGGAGAAGACCAAGGACCUGAACAAGCGACGGAAACCCAAGAACAAUAUGACCAAGAGUAACUCCUCUUUCAUAUCGCGCGUCAUCAUCAACGAAGCCGUAUCCAAGAAAUUGCUGGACCGGCCGGGGGAUGGGGUGUUCGCGUUCGCCAACAUCAACCGCGCCUUCCAGUGGCUAGACCUGUCUUCGCCCUCGAAAGCCGAUUACUUAACCAAGAUUCUCUUCACCAAAGCACACUGCCUGAGCCACGAUGUCAACCUGGUGACCAAGGGGCCAGGGCAUCUGGACGUCGUCAUGGGCUUCUCAACUGGUGAGAUUAUCUGGUGGGAGCCCAUGUCGCAGAGAUAUACGAGGUUGAAUAAGAAUGGCGUGAUCAACAAAACCCCAGUCUCGCAGAUUCGUUGGAUACCCGGGGCCGAAAACCUUUUCUUGGCAGCACAUAUGGAUGGUGCGCUGGUAGUAUACGACAAAGAGAAAGAAGAUGCAAUUUUCAACCCUGACGAGGAGAAGCCUGAGGGCGAGGCCGAACCCAGGACUGAAUUCUCAAAGGCCAUCCAAGUCGUCAAGUCGAUACACUCCAAGAACCAAAAGGUGAAUCCCGUUGCCAUCUGGAAGCUCUCCAACCAGCGGAUAAAUGCAUUUGCUUUCUCGCCGGACAAUAGACACCUGGCCGUAGUCUCUGAGGAUGGAACACUUCGCAUCAUAGACUACCUCAACGAGAAGCUCCUGAGUUUAUUCUCUGCAUACUACGGUGGUUUUAUCUGCGUCUGCUGGUCUCCCGAUGGCAAGUACGUCCUGACGGGCGGCCAGGACGACCUGAUUUCGAUCUGGUGUCCCUCAGAGAACGCCAUCAUAGCGCGCUGUCAAGGACACCAAUCGUGGGUGACCGCCGUGGCCUUUGACCCGUGGAGAUGUGAUGAGCGAAAUUACCGCUUUGGCAGUGUAGGCGAGGACUGCCGGCUCUGUCUCUGGGAUUUCAACGUAGGAAUGUUGCACACCCCCAAAGCUGCUUCUGUCCGUCAUCGCGGUUCCAUCUCAUCGCGCGUGCCUGGCCUCCAUCGCGCCGAGACACAGAAUACCUCCAUCAGCAGGCUGCGCUCCAAUUCGGCCGUGUCGACCGCAGACGACGAUGAGGAGGAGACUAUCAGCUACCCGGUGGAGCCGCGCUCUAGGAUCCCGAUCCUGCCCCCCGUGCUCAUGAAGAAGGCCGAUAAGGACCCGCUCUGCUGGGUGAAGUUUACGGAGGAUGCCAUCAUGACGAGUUGCAAGUCUGGCCACCUGCGGACAUGGAAUAGGCCCGCGGAUAACACGGCUUCAUGA
Messenger RNA from Neoarthrinium moseri, 2100 nucleotides. RefSeq lists its product as uncharacterized. The record is from RefSeq and is a predicted model, not a curated record. The transcript has 5 exons. Gene Ontology annotation, biological process: carbon catabolite repression of transcription. Gene Ontology annotation, cellular component: cell tip; cell division site; nucleus. Lineage: Eukaryota; Fungi; Ascomycota; Sordariomycetes; Amphisphaeriales; Apiosporaceae. The coding region runs from base 1 to 2100 and encodes 699 amino acids. Gene Ontology annotation, molecular function: protein binding.